Molecule: messenger RNA, 933 nt
Organism: Saxophila tyrrhenica
Lineage: Eukaryota; Fungi; Ascomycota; Dothideomycetes; Mycosphaerellales; Extremaceae
Exons: 1
Coding region: 1-933 (310 amino acids)
Source: RefSeq, a predicted model, not a curated record
AUGCAAAAGCCAAAGGUCGACUUCUUCACAAACAGAGAGGCACUAGACGCACGGCAUACCUCACCUCCUUCAGCGAGCUUCCCACCGACACCGUCAUACUCUGCUGGCACGCCACAAACGGUGGCCAGUGUACCCAGUACGCCCACCCCGACCAAUGGCCUUCAAUUCGUUCAUACCACCGGCGAGCACUUCGAGAGCCCAUCACCCGCCAGGACAGUCCCUCGCUUCGGCAUGAUGGGCCUUGGCGCGCCUCUGGGAGACAAUCAUGUCGGCCAGGACGUUCUCACUUGGGACGGCCAAAGCCCACAAGCACCGCUCGAACACCAAUCUUGCACCGGCUUCAAACAACCGGACUCCGCUCCACCACAGACACCCAUGUCGCUCGCCCCACCAAACCAAUCAUACCCCUACAUCCCACCACCAGACCCCUACUUCCAGCCACCCGACUUUCAACCCCCCGACUUCGCACCCCCAACCCAAUCCCUCUCCCAACUCACCCUCCCCUCCCACCCCGACCCCAACCCCUCCACCCUCGACUUUGACAAAAUGAUGGCCGACUACUUCUCCUACCAGUUCCCCUCCGCCAUCUGCCAGAACUGCGGCAUGAACGGCUGCACCUGCCGCAACUGCCCGGCCGUGAUGCAGAGUUUCGAGUCCGGCAGCUGGGCGCAGUGUUGUUCGCGCAAGCACGUGAAGUAUGCUGCGCAAAUCCCCAUGACAGGCACGGCGGCACCGGCGGGGUCCGUGGAGGUGGGGCAAGGGCAGGGUGGUGGCGAGAUGCAGGGGGCGGUCGAUCCGGCUUCGACGACGCAGAAUAUGCAAGUGGAUGAGUUGGGGAUGAUGGAGGGGACGGAGCCGAUGGAUUUGAGCGAGUUUCUGCUGGAUGAUUUGCAAGAGCAGCCGCCGAGUGGUGGGUGCUGUUGCGGGGACUGA